AUGGACAACUUGGUGACCAAUGAUGACCCACAAAGGGACUUUAUUUUGUUGGAGGACUCUGAAUCAGAGACACUCGGCCCGUCAGAGCGGUGCACACCGCACCUGCUGGACCCAGCGGACCAGGAGAACAUGGAGCGCUUGGAGCAACGUUUUGACUGUUGCAUCCAGCAAGUGUCCCGUCUGGAGAUGCAGAGGGACGAGCUGAUCCAAGAACUUGUCUGCCUCCAUCAGCCCAUGCUGCGUGUGGUGAGCCACCUGAGAGGGAAGGUUCUGCAGGCCCAGAGGUUGCUGAGUGUGGUUCAGCUGGACCAUGUGGCUGUUUGUGAAGAAGUGCAGCAGGUGAAGAAGAAGCUGUUCACCGCUGCCAGAGACUGCAUCCACAGCCAGGUGGUGCUGGCUACACAAGAGUACCAGGUGGCUCAGUCUGCUCUUACCCAGGAUGAGCUCAAAGCCCGUGUUCAGACUCUGACCCAGGAUCUGACCCAGCUUCAGGAGGUCCACUGGAACCAGCUCAACUCCCUGAGGGUGCAGGCUCACACGCCCUGCCGGCUCAGGACGGUAAGCGACGUCAGCCACGGGCGCCAGGCUGCAGUUAGACUGCAGUGGCGGCUCAGCGGCAGCGUGCGUGCGCUGGAGAGCUGGUACGAGCCUCGGCUGGUGGUCCUCCUAAAGAGGAGGCAGGCCUCAGCGGAUGGCCUGAGGAAGAUACACGAGCAGGCUGAGGACCUGAGGGCCCAGCUGGGGCCGCUGAGAGAGGAAGUCCAAAGACUGGAGGUGCAGCGAGCGUGGCUGCAGCAGAGGCUGAAGCUGAUGGACAGGGACAUGGAGGACGACGCCACACAGCACAAAGACAUGGUGGAGAUGUUAAAGGACAAUUUGAGAGAACUCAAAGUGGAAUUUGCAAUCCAACAACGGUUAAAGAAACAGGUGGAGGAGCUGAAGGAUGACCUGUUAGCAGAGCUGAAAGUCCUCAGAGGCACUUCCUUAAAUCCUCAAUGUUCCUCAAAGAUUUCUAUGAUAUAA
Molecule: messenger RNA, 1023 nt
Organism: Thalassophryne amazonica
Lineage: Eukaryota; Metazoa; Chordata; Actinopteri; Batrachoidiformes; Batrachoididae
Product: syncoilin-like
Exons: 3
Coding region: 1-1023 (340 amino acids)
Cellular component (GO): intermediate filament
Source: RefSeq, a predicted model, not a curated record